GAGCUAGUCAGUCGGGGGGUCAGGGGGUGGAGUGCCGGGGCUGCGUUCACUGCUACUGUUGUUGCUGCCGCUUCGUCCGCCGGCAUGAUCGGCCAGAAGACCCUCCACUCCUUCUUCUCCCCGAGCGCCCCCAAGAAGCGGCGCUCGUGCACCGAGACACCAGCGGACCCCGGCACGGAGGCGGUGGUGCAGAGCGAGGAUGCCUCGGUCAGCCCGGUCAGGAAGAGGCGGCCCGAAGAUGAGCCCCGCGCCCCCUCGUCUCCCCUGAGCCCCGAGCAGUUGGACCGGAUCCAGAGGAACAAGGCAGCGGCCCUGCUCAGGCUCGCCUCCCGCAACGUCCCCGCGGGCUUCGGGGAGAGCUGGAAGCGGCAGCUUAGCGCAGAAUUCGGCAAACCAUAUUUCAUCCAGCUAAUGGGAUUUGUUGCGGAAGAACGAAAACGCCAUACUGUCUACCCACCACCAGACCAAGUCUUCACCUGGACACAGCUGUGUGAAAUCAGAGACGUCAAAGUUGUCAUCUUGGGGCAGGACCCAUAUCACGGACCCAAUCAAGCUCACGGACUCUGCUUCAGCGUCCAGAGGCCUGUCCCACCCCCUCCCAGCUUGGAAAAUAUUUAUAAAGAGCUGUCCACAGACAUAGAGGGCUUUGCCCCACCGGGUCACGGAGAUCUGUCUGGAUGGGCCAGACAGGGUGUUCUCCUCCUCAAUGCCGUGCUCACCGUCCGAGCCCACCAGGCCAACUCCCAUAAGGAGAGAGGCUGGGAGCAGUUCACUGAUGCCGUGGUGUCUUGGCUGAAUGAGAACCUGGAUGGCCUCGUCUUCAUGCUCUGGGGGUCUUAUGCUCAGAAGAAAGGCCUCUCUAUCAACAGGAAGCGCCACCACGUCCUGCAGACUGCCCACCCCUCUCCGCUCUCGGUCCACAGAGGCUUCCUCGGAUGCAGGCAUUUCUCCAAGACCAACGAGUUGCUAAAGAAGUCUGGCAAGAAACCUAUUGAUUGGAAAGCGCUUUGAAGCUGUUGGAGCUGAGCAGGACCCGAGGAUUCUGUUCAUCUUGGCUAGGACAAGCUCUUUGUUGGGGACCAGGGGUGGGGGGUUUGUAAUCAGAAGUCAAAGUCUGAGGAGGCAGGUGCCUAGGCGAAAUGAGGGUUAACGAAAAAUUAAUGCACCUUUUUUUCUGCUUGGCCAGAAAGUUGAUUUGCAUUUGGUAUCUCGCCCUGUGCAGGUAGUGUGCUUGGUUAGCUUUGGGUCAUCAGAGUAUGGCUUGUCAUUUUAUUAAGAUGCUUUUAAUUCAUUGUGACUAGAAAGGAAAACAUUAUUUUGCAACACCAAAACUUUUCUUUUAAGCCCCGGAGGAGUCUGCAAAAGGGAAAUUGCAUCUGGAUGCUGAAGGGAUUAGGAGAGAGAACUGGACUCCUAAUUCCAGGGGGUUUUUUAGCUCCCUGGUGGGUAGGGAAUUGGAAGGUAAAGAGGGAGGAGUCCCCUGCUCAUCGAAAGGUGGGCAGUAUGCUGUUACCUUUGCAGGGAUCAUUCACAGAGUUCUGUGGUGGGAGAAGAUAAGGGGUUCCCGUUUGGGGGUGUUUUUUUGUUCUUUUAACCGAGAUUCAGAAUUUGAGAUGUUUGCUGUUGAUCAUUUCAAAAUGUCUGCCACAGGUCUGUAAAGGAGAAAAAUUAUUUUCUUCGUUCCCCCCCCCCCCCAGUUCUGUUUCCCAUUGAGAUGACAGAAUCCAUCAGUGGCCAAGUUCUUGGGGAGCCCUAGAAUGCAAACUGAUCUUUCUCUUUAAAAGUAACCAACAUUAUCGUGCCUUAGCAUUCUGGGAGCCAAGCCUUGGCUGGAAAUUUCACUGUGAUCUAAUGCUUGUCUGUCAUUUUCAGGGUUAGAGGUUAGGAAUUUGAGGAUCUGGAAGAGGGUGGUAGAUUUUUUUCUUUCAUGGAAAAAAUUCCUUUAUUAUAAGCUUGUCUCAUAGUUGGGACUUUGCAAAGCAAUGCUGAUUAUAUGAAACAAGGUUUAAUUUUUAUGGAUUGUAAAGUCAGUUUUACGUUUUUUGUAACAUGAAAGGUUUUGCUGUACUUUGUUUUUAUCACACAAGCAGACUUUUUUUUUUUUUAGUUUAUUUUUGUUGGGUGUGUGUGUAUUUGUAUAAAUCAUCUAUAUUAAUGGGAUAUCUUGUUAAGGCCAGCCCUGGCUUAGGCUGCUGCUGUUGUCUGAUUUUGAUAAUAAAAGAUGAUUUAAUUCCU
Molecule: messenger RNA, 2235 nt
Organism: Vombatus ursinus (common wombat)
Lineage: Eukaryota; Metazoa; Chordata; Mammalia; Diprotodontia; Vombatidae
Gene: UNG
Product: uracil DNA glycosylase
Exons: 7
Coding region: 85-1011 (308 amino acids)
Biological process (GO): base-excision repair, AP site formation via deaminated base removal; base-excision repair
Cellular component (GO): mitochondrion; nucleus
Molecular function (GO): uracil DNA N-glycosylase activity
Source: RefSeq, a predicted model, not a curated record